Molecule: messenger RNA, 1833 nt
Organism: Symbiodinium sp. CCMP2456
Lineage: Eukaryota; Dinophyceae; Suessiales; Symbiodiniaceae
Source: the annotation of a GenBank genome assembly
AUGGCGAUCCAGGGCGAAGUUGUUCAACAGUGCACUGUUCUCCUUGCCGGAGCCCAAGACGGCGACCGGUUGGUGAAAACGGUCCACGAAGUCCUGAACAUCCUGGAGCGGCACGGGCACGUCUACUCCCUGCAGCUGAAGCCGUCCAUGGUUGGCAUAUCCCCCCUGAACCGGGACGGGUCGGGUGUGAACCCGGUGGACGUGCAUGAACUCCUGUCAGACAUCGCCACGGCGGGGUGGCUGGAUACCCGGGUGACAGCCAUCGCUGUCGAGCCGUGCGGGGAGGAGGACCUGAAUUGGAACUCCGAAUACUUCAAACGGACAGGUGGACUGAUCGGCACGGUAGACACAUCACAGCUGAAGGCCUUGAGCCUCGCAGGGUCUCACACAAACUGUGUGCUCCGCUGCUUCCUUCAAGAAGUGGCUCACACAGGCGAUGAAGCUCUGUGCCACAACGGCCGGCUCUCUCUGGAACUUCUCAGCAAAAGAGACCAGAGCUUCCACAGGGCAGUGAUUGACGGAGUCCCCUGGAAGCCCGAUUUCGCUAUGAUCAAAAAGAAAGCCACAACGGGCAAAACGGUGCACCUGAAAGCCCUCCCCUUCUUGUAUCAGUUCGCCCUCAAAGCCGCUGGAGGAAGAGAUCCGUUUCUUUUGAACGAAACGGAGAGUUUCGUUCGACUCCACUCUCCAAGCACACGAUCCCUCGGCCACGAGUUUUGGGAGAAAGUGGUGGCUGAUGCGAAAGGGGCGAACCAGGUCGUCCGUUUCAGACAUGCCAUGGUCAAGCUUGCAUACUGCAAGGAAGCGGUGGGGCCGAGUGAGUGCAAGAAAAUGCUGCACAAAGACUCGUGGUCCUCUGUGAAGGAGGCAGACAGCAUCAUGAACACAUGGCGAAAGUUGGUGACGGCCCUGCCGAAUGGGCAAGAGCUUCUCAUGAUUCCUGAAGUUCAGACAUGCAUGUCGUAUGGCGACAUGUCGAUGGCGGCAUACACUCUGAACGUGACCUUGCCAGGAGAGGAUAUCAAGAAGUACAAGACAUGCCAGUCUCUUGCACAUGAUCUGGUGCUCAUCUUGGAAGGGAUCUUGAACCAGGACCUGCAGUCCCCAUGGUCAGCACACCAGCUCACAGAGUCGCAGGGUUCAUCACAGUCAAAAGAUGUUGGAUCCCAGAGGCCCGCAAUCAUGCGAGAGCUUAGCUCGGAUGGCUCAGUCAAGGAUUCGGCGCUGAUGCUCAAGGAAGCCGGUUUUGCUGUCGGGCAGCAUGUUCGCCGAAAGGCAGAUCAGGAGACGGGCAUGUUGAUGGCCAUGGAACAGGGUCGUGUGAAGUUGAAGCAGCCAUCGGGAUCCAUAGUGCGGGUGUCGAUCGAUAGCUUCCUUGCAGGGCACUGGCAGGUGUUCACUCCGAAGCCGGAGCCCCAGACCGUCGAGGACUUGUCAUUGUACUCGCCAGCGAACUUCCCCGAAUACGAACGACAGAUGCUGUUGGCAUGCUUGUACAUGGACAUGCAUGAGCUCAUGCAAAAGCACGAAACGAAUCCCAUGCUGCAGAAGCUGAAGGUGACUUUGAAGCCUCGUAAGUCAGUCGAAGCCACGGCAUUCAUCCCGAGAAACAAGCUCAUCAUGGUCCCCGUGGGUUUGUCCAUCAAGCACGGUCAGAAGAAGCCCGAGGAUACGAUUUUCGAGAUCAUCACCCCCAUGAGUGACUACUUCUUCUGGAUUGUUUCGUUCAUUCAGAUUCCGAAAGCCGAGGGGGAUGCUGGCUUCAUCAAUCCUGCAUUCCUUGUUCAGCCCCUUCCGCGAGUGAUACUUGGAAUUGCGAGUUUUCGCAUGUGA